This is a messenger RNA of Parus major (Great Tit), 10963 nucleotides long. Its product is annotated as neurotrypsin-like. Gene Ontology annotation, biological process: proteolysis. Lineage: Eukaryota; Metazoa; Chordata; Aves; Passeriformes; Paridae. The coding region runs from base 3502 to 5970 and encodes 822 amino acids. The transcript has 16 exons. Gene Ontology annotation, cellular component: membrane. Gene Ontology annotation, molecular function: serine-type endopeptidase activity. The record is from RefSeq and is a predicted model, not a curated record.
AGGUUAAAGGCUUUUAAGUUCCUGAAGCAAUAUUCACUUAGCUGUUAAUUACAGUGGCUCAUUAGUGGAUUAUCCACAGGGUAGCUUAUUCUUUUGUUGCUAUUAUGGCAUAAUUGAGUCUUUCAGAGGACUUGGGGUCAGUAAGAACACAAUAUCAACAUCUGAGUUUGGGAAAACACUUUGGUUCUGUGACAUUUUGCAUUUUCUGUCCAGAAGACACUAUGAAAAUGUUUACUAUGCUGCUUGCCAUUCCUUCAUUUCUGGAGGAUACAAGGUAGAUUGGAAGUGAGGAACUGAUUCACCUUUGUUGAUGAUGAUUUUUCUUCGUAUUAAAACUUGGAAUAGAAGUAUUUCUGCAUCUCUUAAUGUAACAUGUGUGCUGAAUGUACCAAUUUCUAGUGUCUGCAAAGAACAGUCUUACAUAAGAGGCUGUAACAGAGACACUUAAUACCUUUUUCUAUUUUUACUUCUGAAAUUUUGCACAGCUCCCACUAAUCUGAACAGCUAUUUUUGCAUUAUACUGCUUCAUGGUGAGCUUAACAAAUUCAGUUGGUUGGGGUUUGGUCUCAACUUUUAUAUGUCUACUGUAAGCCUGAAAUUAUGCUGCUAAAGUUUUCCAAUCCUUUUAUUUAUUGGGAGGAAGGAAACUGCUUUUCAGGUGCACCCAGAUUUUACAGUGCUUCCUUUAAAAGUACUUGAGCAAUUAUUUUGCUGCUUUUGUUGUAACCAAAAACCCUCCAGUUACUGAUUAUCCUUGGCAAUUUCAGCUGCUGGCCAUUUUCCUGUAUCUCACCAUUAAGCUUAUUUUGGGUGUUUAAAUGCAUUCUGUGACAUGCUCAUAUUGAGGAUCAUUAGUAGUUCAUGUGUGUACCCACAGGGAACAGCACUGUUCUUUCUGACUUGGUGUUUGAUGCUGGAGGGUAAAGAAACUUCUUUUCUUUUGUUGAGCACACUGGUUAAGAACAUUGCUGCAGAGACCUCUAUGUGAUUGCGUGGUGAGGAAAGAAUUAAACAAAAGCUGACUAGCUGUUCUACCCUCCUAAGUCGGAUUUACAGGAUUUAAGCAGAUCUGCUGGAAUUCCUUGAUCUUAUUCCUCUACCUUAUAGCUUGACUAUUAUAUCAGCUCUGAGUAUGAUUGCUGUUAGCUACUCCUGUUAGACUUUCACUGUGGAGGUAGCAUUAAUAUUUCAUCUGGUCCUGAGGAAUAGUUGUCCUGCCAAUUCAGGAGAAAUAGGUUGAAUUCCAGAGAGCCAGGGACAUUUUAGAAGAUGACAUUUCUUGUUCAGAAGGGUCAAUACAGAAAAAUCUGGCAAAAUCAAGACAGACUGUAGGAAAUCAUAGAUUUACUGUAAUAGAACUAUGCAUAUAUCAGGGGUGAGAAAGUGACUACUGUUAAGUGGCAGAUUUAGAUAUUUGCAACUACUUCAAAUUUGCCCAUAUAAUAAAGUUCAGGAUGUUUUACCUUAUCUGUAGGUAUAUUACUGAUCUAAACUGCUGUAGUUAUAUUGAUAGAAUUCCCUUUUAGGUUUUCCUCUCCACCUUGGAGAGUAGUCAUGAGAAACUUUUGAGAAUCUGAGAUCCACCUCUCUCAAGGAAUGUGUGAGAAAAAUGGGAGUCUUGCUAAGAAGGAAAUAGUUCCAAAACAGGACCUGCCAGAGAGAAGACAGCUGCAAAACCCACUCUAUCUUCCCAGUUCAUCAUUCUUUCAGAAAGUGAAUACAGGAGAUUUCUAUUGUGAAUAGAAUAAUAGAAUUCUAAGUGAAUACUUGGACUCGUAUUGCUUUUGGUGUGCUGGUCUGUGUUUCCUUUAAAAUUACUUGAUUUAUUUUAUUAUAUCACUUUAUGUAGAAAACUUUGCCUUGAGAGAGAGGCAACUUAGGAAAUACUGUGAGAGAAAUCCAGUGCAGGCUUCUGCUAGAGGUGUUAAACCUUGUGCAUCAGAGGCCUGAACAGGGAGUGUCUCAUGGGAUGGAAUUCUGAAUGAGCAUCAACAACCUCUAGUAAGGAGCUAAUUUCUCUGAAUGCUAAUAGAAUUUGUGAUCCUGUUUCCAGUGUAUCCUUUCCUUGUGCGCUCAGUGGAGUAAGUGGUUCUAACUUCUAACACAGCCUCAUAUUUUUAUUUUGUUCUCCUUUGUGCUACUGUUGCCUGAGAGUUACAGUGUGAUGUAGUAUCUAAGCUAUUUCCAUCCUCUGCUGCCCUGAUGGUCUGCCUCCCUGACUAUGAGGAUAUAGGAGAUUUGCUUCUAAUUAACUGAGUGUAAUUCUUGGCCAAAUCCACUCCAGAAACAGCUUCUUUCUACCACUUAGUGACUCCUGUAAAAGAUCCAGCAUGUAGGGAAAUUUCUUGCCUUUGAUAAGUGACUGAGGAUGAGGCAACACAAAACUGUCACAUCAAGUGAGUAAUGGGCAAAAGUGAAGGAAGAAAUAAAAGAGGCUUUUUGUCAAGUCAGUAGAUUUUUAGUAGUCUGUUCCUUGUUUUUAUGCUGAAGAUGUCUUUGGAAGUGCUACUCAGCAGACUUGGCCAGAAGUGAGCUCAUUUCUUAAGGUGACCUUCAUGUUUCAUGCUGUAGAACACCAUGAGUUCAUUGCUCCAAAAUCAGAAUACAAGUAUAGGAAAUGUCCAUUAGACUGAGCUGAGAAGCAGCACAAGGAACAGGUAAAACAAAGAUUUCCAAGACUGAACAGCUUCAAAUGAACCAGUUGCCUUCUUAGAUUUAAUAGCAUUUAAAGCUUGUAGCCUUGAACCCUAAUUUAUAUGAAGGACUACCAAGCUGGAAACACUAAAACCCCCCCAUGGGAUGUUCAUGGUAAUACAAUAAUGAUUAACCCUCUGGAAAGCAUCCUAACCAAUUGAGGGAAAAUAUAGCCCAAGGUCAAGGAGACACUCGAUGGCAAAGUUCUCUGGUGGCAAUACCCAUGAUGGCAAUAAAGGGCCGAAAAUUGGGAAGGCACCCUGGAGAGGGCUUUACCGGGAGAAAUCUGGAAGCUGCUUAACAUAAAGUUUUCUGGGUCCCGUUUACCUGCGUUCAAAUCUGAGGAGAGCUGACCUCGGGAAGCUGCAAGCUGCUAAUCGAGGAGGCAGCGGUGGGGGGGGAUAAAGUCCAGAUUCCUUCCAAGAAGUCUAAUCUCUGGCAAAUGUGCGCGCACACGCCGUUGCCUUUCCCAGUUGUUGCUGGGGGCUUUGCAAUAGGACACAGCCCCAGCUCCUUGCCGUGCUGCUUCCUCGGGAAGAGGAGGAAAGGGCAGCUGGGGAAGGAGCGUUGCAGGAGCGGAGCGGAGCGGGCGGCUGGCCCCGCCGCUGGGCAGAAGGGGCGGGGAGGCGGAGGCUGGCGCGGGGAGCAGCGCGUACCUGGAGCACAGCGGAGAGGAGGGGACAGCGGGAAAUGGAAAAGUCACCCUACUCCCUCCAGUGGGGAGUGGCUAAUGUGGGAAAGCAGACCCUGGCAGCUGAACGAGAAUGUGAUGCUUGAAGAACCUUCUGCUCACUUUUUACACGAGGGAUGGACGUCUCCAAAAUACUCGGGCUCCUGGUAGAGCUCUCAAGUCUGCUAUCCUGUCUCAGAUGUAUGGAGGCUUUCCUGGGAUCUAAGCCCAACCAAAACCACUUGCAGAGUGCAGCGGCCAGCGUGUGUGCUGUGGGACCUCUCGGCUAUUACAAUGGCUCCCUGGCGGUCACCGCGGCCGGAGCAGAGUGUCUCAACUGGGCAGAGUUCCCUGAUUAUGUUCAGCAGUACCCAGACCGUGGCCUGGGGGACCACAACUACUGCAGGAACCCAGACGGGGGAACGACGCCCUGGUGCUUCUACAGGCUUGUGUCAGGGGCCAUUGGCUGGGCCAACUGUGACUGUAACCAAGGUGCUGUGCGGCUGGCUGAAGACAGUAGUGUGGAGCUGUACUUCAAUGGACUCUGGGGUACCAUCUGUGCUGACCACUGGACUGACUGGGAUGCCAGCGUUGUCUGCAGGCAGCUAGGUCUCAGUGAGAUCGGCACAGCUGGGAAGAAGAGCCAUCCCAGACCAUGGCCUGUUCCCCUGCAUCUGCAGUCAGCAAACUGCCAUGGAGAUGAGGAAGCCCUGCUGCAGUGUGGCUAUCAGGAAGCUAUGUCAGGAGCUUGUAACCAGGGGAGUGCCGUGGUAACUUGUGUUCCUCCAGAAGGUGUAGGUGCCCCACUGCGUAUAGUUGGGGGGAAGGAGAGCUUUGAAGGGCGAGUGGAGGUUUACCAUGAUGGCAAGUGGGGAACCAUCUGUGAUGACCAGUGGGAUGACCGGGAUGCUGAAGUAGUCUGUAGACAGCUGGGACUCAGUGGCACCCCAAAAGCUUUGUCAUGGGCUCACUAUGGGCAGGGAUCUGGCCCAAUCCUGCUGGAUGAAGUGCAGUGCUCAGGGAAUGAACUCUCCCUUGAUCAGUGCAAGAAGAGUGACUGGGGACAGCAAAACUGUGACCACAUUGAAGACGCUGGGGUCUCCUGUAACCCUUUCACAGAGGGCACUGUCCGGCUGGCUGGCGGCCGCAGCCCCAGCGAAGGCAGGGUGGAAGUUUAUUACAAUGGAGACUGGGGCACAGUGUGCGAUGAUGGCUGGACAGACCUCGGUGCCCAGGUGGUCUGCAGGCAGUUGGGCUUCAGGGGUCCUGCUGCCUUGGCCUCUGAAGGAGACUAUGCUCCUGGUCAAGGCUUCAUCUUACUGGAUGAUGUGGCAUGUGUGGGGACAGAGCUGUCUCUCCUGGACUGUCCCCACAGCAACUGGGGGCAGCAUGACUGCUCCCAUGCUGAGGAUCUGGGUGUCCGCUGUUCCCCAGAAAGCAACACGGUCAUGGAUGGCAGCCUGGGGCCUCCUGUGCGGCUGGUGGAUGGAGAAAGCACCAAGGAGGGCCGGGUUGAGGUAUUGCUGAAUGGGCAGUGGGGCAGUGUCUGUGACGAUGACUGGACAGACAGAGAUGCUGCAGUGGUUUGCAGGCAACUGGGAUUCAGUGGUACAGCAAAAGCCAGGGCAAUGGCUUAUUUUGGCGAAGGCCAUGGGCCCAUCCAUCUGGACAACAUAGAAUGCAGUGGCAUGGAGCACACCCUGGGGCAAUGUGCCACACCUGACACCAGGACUCACAGCUGCUGGCACCGUGAGGAUGCAGGGGUGAUCUGUGACUAUGUGGAAGAAAAGGUCCAAGAUAGCAGGAGAACAGGUGCAGAGUCUGGUGUGUGUGGGAUGCGCCUGCUUCACCGUCGCAAGAAAAGGAUCAUAGGUGGAAACAAGUCUCUGAGAGGCAGCUGGCCAUGGCAGGCCUCACUGCGGCUGAAGGGUUUUCAUCAAGAUACUCGUCUGCUGUGUGGAGCAACGCUGAUCAGCAGCUGCUGGGUGGUGACUGCAGCCCACUGCUUCAAAAGGUUUGGUGUUGAUGUGCGGCGCUACCUCCUGCGGGUGGGUGAUUACCACACAGCUGUGAAGGAUGAGUUUGAGAGGGAGCUGCCUGUGGAGCGGAUUGUCCUCCACAGGAACUACUGGGCCGGCAGCAAUGAUAAUGACAUAGCCCUGGUCCGGAUGCGGGGCAGAGAAGGGCACUGUCUCUCCUUCAAUCACCACGUUCUGCCCGUCUGCCUGCCUGACAGGAGAGAGAGGUCUGACAUCAACCGGCAAGCCUGCAUCAUCUCUGGCUGGGGAGACACAGGGAAGUCCUAUUCCAGAACCCUGCUGCAGGGGGUGGUCCCCCUUCUCCCACGGGAAGACUGUGAGGCCCGUUACGGGCGGAAGUUCACCAACCGCAUGAUUUGUGCUGGGAACCUCUCUGAAGAUAAACGGGUGGACAGCUGUCAGGGUGACAGUGGAGGGCCACUCAUGUGUCAGAGAUCAAAUGGACGCUGGAUCAUUUUGGGCAUCACUUCCUGGGGCUAUGGCUGUGGUCGGAAGGAUUCGCCCGGUGUGUACACAAAGGUCAGCAAAUUCGUACCCUGGAUCAAGAAAGUGACCAAGCUAAAAUAAAAAUAACUGAGCUCUAGGAAUUUCAGCAUAUGGUCCUUUUGCCCUGCAGCAGCAGAAGGCUGUGGCUUCUGGUCUGUGACUGAUGGAGAUUUAUUUUCUCAUUGGACACUGACAAAAAGACUUUAAUGUAGAACUGCAAGGAAAAGUUAUGACUGAUUCUUUAAAGUCUUUGGUUUCAUUUUAGUCUGUAAUCUGUAAGCAGAGAAAGCAGGUGCACAGUGGUAACAAUGAUCAGUAUACAUUGUUCUAAAUAUCUGAAUCCUUUAAUGCAAUGACACCUAUUCCUUUGCCCUGACACACAGAAAUGUUAGAAGCAGAGACAUACCUACUGCUGUAAAUCUUUUUAUGAUUGUAUGUUUGGACAGUUGAAACAUGCUGAAAGAAGAGGUGAGACGCUUGGAAGAUGGCACCAGGUGCUGGCAUAGUGGAAAUCUUCAGAUAUUUUUUCAUUACCGCUCUCUUCAGUUCCAGGAAUUGGAAGAUUUGACCUGAGUUGAGGAACACGCCAGCUGUUGGGUUUUUUAGCUUCCCUGUUAUGUCUCUAGGGGGAACCUUUUCUCUUCUGAAUAGUAGGUCUGCUCCCAUAGGAUCCCUUUCAACUGUCUGCCUGGACUAAGAGAUGCUUGACCCUCCUUCUGUAAUCCUCUGUCGCACAUUUUCAGCUGCCAGAUGCUAUAGUUUUAUUGCUGCUUUUUUGCUAUAGUAGUUGUGUGUGUGGUUGGGCUUCUUUUUUGUUUCCUUAAUGUAGCAUCUUCUAGAAUCAGUUGUUGGUGUGAGAGGCAGUAGCUUUCUUGCCCUCAUGAUUACUAUGAAGAACUUAAAAUCGGACCUCAAGUGGCUGAAUAGAUAUGUUAUUUUUCUUUAAAUCCAAAUGUAAUGUUAAUCUCAAACAUUCAGGUGUUGAAUCAUGAUUUGCUGUUGCACUUUGAGGACUUCCUACUGGUCCCUUAUUCAUCAUAGUUAUUAGCUGCCCUUUGUGCUGCUAGUCUUUAAUAUCUCUGUGUUCACAGUUUUCUAUGAAACAUGGAAUUACUCCUGGGGUAUAGAUACACCUCAAGCAAAUUACUGACUCCCUGUGAAAAACAGUAAGUGUGCUGCAAAACACCUUCCAGCUUUUGUGAAGUGUGUCCUAUUCUUGAUACCUCUGUGCCAUGCUUUCUUUUUUCUUUUCUUUGCACUCUUUGGGAGUAAAGUCAUAGGGAGUAAACUGAGGUUAACUGGAGGGUAUGCAAGCACUGUCAUCAAGCUGUAGUUCUCAGCCUGAACAGAUGUAAUGCUGAGAGAAAGCAGGGGUUAUUGAAUAUUACAAUUUCUUCCUUCUGUCUCAUCCAAACAAAUGAACAGAGUUCCCUCUUAUGCCUUAAGCACUUUUUAAAGUUAAUAUAUUAUUCUCGAGUAGUAAAGAAAUAGACAGAAGAGCUAAGUGCCUUAACAGUUGUGCAGUGCAGCAUCUUCUCACUGUGUACAGAUAAGGCAGAGAACAGACAGGUCUGUGCAGGAGCAGGAGCAAAAAGCUUUGAUGUAUAACCAAGGGCUUGAAUGUGGAGGAUUAGUACAGGAUGGGACACGUGAAGCUUGUACCAAAUGUGCAUGUUUUGGGUAGGUAGUAACUAGGUCAGGCACUGACCUGCUGUCUGCAAGGUUUGCACUCCCAGCAUUGGGUAUUACCAAUGCAAGAACAGAAGGCAGAGCACAGUCUGUGGAUUAGCAAUGUCAUAUUACAGGGCAUGUAGUGACAGGAUCCUAGAAAUUGCCUUGGGUUCAAGAAGUAGCGAUUGCCUAAAGCUUUAAUUUGUCUUCUAUAAAUUAGCUUAAUGUAGAGGUGCUGACUUGACUAGGUGGCUGAUUUUUGUGUGUGAAGGCUAAACGAAACAGUUUCAUUUACCUCUCCAGAUAUUAUAGGAUAGUUGGGCUACCACUGUUGCAAUGGACUGUUCUAAAAUCCUGCUUGCCAACUUUAUUUUAAUGAAGAAUUGUUGGAAUCUUUAAAAUAUGCAAUGUCAGGACCCUUGCAAACUGGUCUUUGAAACAAACCUGAUCCAUUUGUGCCUCUUCUCGAGGUGCUGUCUUCAACACAGCUUUGUGCUGAUAUCCCUGUUUAAAAUGCCAGACUUGAUCCUUUGGCAGCACUGUGCUCGGCUCCAUGCUGGCCAUGUUGUCCUAUGGCUCCUGGCAGAGUAUCUAAAAUGCAAGCUGCAGACUGCUCCUUAUCUUUCCGGAAUUAAAAUGCCAGGAGGACCAAGGGCAAUUAUGUCACAGACCUCUCAUCUUGUGAGGGAUUAAAUGACAAGUUCUACACUGGCAGGAGCAGUACCUGUCUAGGAAGCAUGGAGGGAUUUGAGUUUUACCUUCAGCCUCCCCUAAGCCAGCAUGCUACAGCAGCUCAAAUGGAGUUUCUGUGCCUUGGGUGCUGUCACAUCUCUAGUUUAACCUGGUUUGAUCUUUCAGUUUAUACCCAUAACCCCAACAGGCAUAGAAGCACCAAAGGAUGACACAGUGAGGUGAUUUCCCUAAGCUUACUUAGUGAGUGGCCAUUCAGGAGUUUGCAUAAAUUGCCAUGUAGCACAAGUGAGAUGCAGGCCUGGCAUUAUCUUCUGAAAUUCCUAUGUUCUACUUAAAAAUAUUUCUUUCUCCUAGAUCUUAUCACUAUGAGGGCUGUGAGAAUCCUUGUAAUUAACACCCUUCAAGUCCUGCAUGAGCCAGGAGGAAGGAAGGAAGCAUCCAAUCUCCUUUGCCUGUGUUUAUACCUUACUGGUGCUGUAGGCAAGCCUGUCAGUUCUCUCCUAUGUUGACAUGGCCUGUUUCAGGAUACAGCUGUUGCUCUUCACUGUUUAACCUGGGACUGUGGCCCAAAUCAAAUGCAUGUGCAUGAGGAUUACUAGAACUGCCUGGUUGGAUGAGCAGCACUCAGUCACCCUAGGACUGUAUUUUGUAAUAUUGGACAGCAGCAGACGUUUCAAAAGAUAGUAUGUGUGUGUUGUGCUGAACAAGUUUUAACAAACUUUCCUUUUGGGGAAUUUUGUUCUUGACACAUUUAAAUUAAUUACUUGAAUUAUCAUUAUCAUCAUUAAAAAUGGAAAUACAAAUACUUGAUCCUCUAGGUGUUGUACAAACACUGUGCACUAUCCUUUUGUCAUUUUUUCCCCUAAACAGUUUAUGUCCCUAACUUUUAAAAACUAUUUAAUGUAUCAGCCUUCAUCUUCCAUAUAAAUGUUUAAACUUCUUAUUUUUAAUCUAACUAAGCUCUCAGAUCCAGUAUUUUCUGGCAAUGAAAACCAUUAUAAUUUUAUUCUCCAUAGCACAUAAUUUCUUUUUAUGGUUCCCGAAUUAAUUGCCUUUUGUUUUCAUUGAGCACCAUCUGUCCUUGUGUUCUCAGCCACGAGAGGAAAUAAGGGGCCUGGCUUUAUAUUCUCUGUUAUGCAUUAUUCUAGAGAUAGUUCCUUUUCUAAGACUGUGGCUUACUCUGUCUCUCUUCAAUCCAAAAUGUCUAGGUGUCUUAUAACAUGCUAAUUGUCUCUCUGUGUCUUCUCUUUCUGAUGGAUCUUUAAACUUUGGUAAACAACUGAAUGCAGUUUGCCAGGGGAGGCUGUAUCUCCUGCUGAUUAUUUGAGUUAAAUUUUCUAUAGCAGGCAAUUCUGUAAAUCAUUUCAGUGUUGUGUCUGUAUACUGGAGCUUGUUUUAAAUUUACUAGUGUGGUCUUGGUGGCAGCCUUGCUACAGGGGAAUGAAAACCCACUGAGGUUAGUUCUCCCUGCAUCUCAGGUAGGUGCAGCAGUCCCACUGAGCUCACAGAAAUUGCUGUAGGUCUGUCUGGGGAGCUCUGAGCAGGGAGCAUGUGGAGAGCUGUGUAGCCUUUUGCCUGUGCUGACAUACCUGGAAGGCUGAGACAGUCCACCCUCACAGCAUUAGUCCAUCAGAUAAAGUUAAUGCAUGUGCACUCCUUCCAAGAGCUGAGAGCUCAGUCAGUGGUGCUGGUGGCUACACUGUGCCACGUGGAUGCUCUCAGAGAACUUCCCAUAGCAGAGUGGCACAUUGUGGUUGUGUGAGAAAGGGAACAUCACUGUGAGUGGCUAGGAGCAUUGGCAGAAGUAGAAACAUGGCCAUGGUAAGGGUUUAAGGAGCAGCUCUUAGUGCUGCUCCUGUCCCUCUUUGAGAAUACCCCAGUGUUCCAAAGGCUGCCCCAGUACUGGGGUCUUCCUGACCUGCAGUGCCUGCAGUGGUACUAUCUCAAACCUGUUCACACUUUGGCUACCUGAAGCUGAAUUAAAGAUUUAUGACUUUCUUGUGGCUGAACACUGUCCUGAUGGUUUCUAUGAAUUAUGUUCUAUGCUAUAAUUAAUCAGGCAGCAUUUAUUAACCUGGACAGAAUGUCAAUUAUCCUUGUAAUCUCUGUAAACUUGUAGCAGAAAAUAACAGAUCAGUUUCUCAAAGAUAUCAGUGGAGUCAUUGGUAAGGAACCAGGAAAGUGGGUAUUUUCUAUCUCAGGAGUAACAGAGGUAGAUCUGCCUUUUGUCUGUUUUCCUUUCUUUCUGAAGCCUGUAUCCUGGAGUCCUCCACCUCAAAGGAACUGCAGUGAUUCAUCGACCACUUGAAGACAGAUUUUUAUGUAUAUUUUCAGCAAUCAGAUGAAAACUUUGGAGAGAUGAAACUACACUGUGGUAUUUAACAUAUCUUGAUAGACUCAGUGGGAGUUUCUUACAGCUAGAGAGAACAGAAUCACCUCUGGUAAUAACCAAGUUGGGACUACUCCUUGUAGAGCAAGGCACUGUGACCUGCACUAAUACACAUCUUCAGGGCUGCAUUUUCACUUGUUUGGAAAAAUACUUAAAUUUUCACAUCAGAAACUUUGUGUAGUAGCCCACUCAAGUCCUAUUAAAAUCCUUUUCUACUAAGGGCUGAGUACCUCUGAAAUCAGUCAAGUGCCAAAGCUGUCAUGUCCCCUGGAUCAACACCAAUGGCUCACAAGGUAUGCUAAUAAAUGGAUUAUACUCUGA